Messenger RNA from Telopea speciosissima, 1192 nucleotides. RefSeq names its product GDSL esterase/lipase At1g33811. The record is from RefSeq and is a predicted model, not a curated record. Bases 1 to 1122 code for a protein of 373 amino acids. NCBI's taxonomy places the organism in Eukaryota, Viridiplantae, Streptophyta, Magnoliopsida, Proteales, Proteaceae. The transcript has 5 exons. Gene Ontology annotation, molecular function: hydrolase activity, acting on ester bonds.
AUGAGGAGGUUUAGUGAAUUGGUUGUGGUGAUCACUUUGGCUCUGCUGUGGCUAUGUAAUUGUAGGGCUAAUUCACAGAACCUUCAGGGGGUUCCAUGUUUCUUCAUCUUUGGAGACUCCUUGGUCGACAAUGGAAACAACAAUGACAUACUUACCCUUGCUAGGGCUAACUACAUGCCUUAUGGCAUUGACUUCCCUCAGGGUGUCACUGGGAGGUUCAACAAUGGUCGAACCACAGUAGAUGUCCUAGCACAACUUCUAGGGUUUCCGGAUUUUAUUCCACCAUAUUCAAGAGCAAGAGGUCCGGCAUUGCUAAGAGGAGUAAAUUAUGCAUCAGGAGCGGCUGGUAUUCUAGAUGAAACUGGCAACAAUCUGGGAGAUCACAUGUCCAUGAACCAACAAGUAUCAAACUUUGCUACAACAGUUCAACAGAUGAGAAGGUUUUUCAGAAGAAACGACACUGGAUUGUAUAGUUAUCUAAGCAAAUGCAUCUUCUAUUCCGGCCUCGGAAGCAACGAUUACCUCAACAAUUAUUUUAUGACGGAUCUCUAUUCAACUAGUAGAGAUUACAAUCCCCAAAAUUAUGCGGCUUUGCUUCUUCAAGACUAUUCCCGUCAAUUAACGGAACUAUACCAGUUGGGGGCACGCAAGGUGGUGGUAUCAGCAGUUGGCCAGAUUGGUUGCAUACCUUAUGAGUUAGCCCGGUAUAACAGCACCGGCAAUGGAAAGAGUAGCCGUUGCGAUGAGAACAUCAACAACGCGAUCGUUCUUUUCAAUUCGGGCCUUAAAAAAUUGGUCGAUCAUUUCAACAAAAAGGGGAAUUUUCCGGGAGCGAGAUUUGUAUAUGUGAACUUAUAUGAAAGUUCUAAAAGUCUUAUAAAAAAUGCAGCAACUUAUGGGUUUGAAGUGCUUGACAAGGGAUGCUGUGGAGUGGGAAAGAAUAAUGGCCAACUCACUUGUCUUCCAAUGCAAGAACCCUGUGUUGAUAGAACAAAGUAUGUGUUUUGGGAUGCAUUCCAUCCUACUGAGGCUGCAAACAUCAUUCUUGCCAGGAUUUCAUAUGCUUCAAAGUAUUGUUCUGAUGUAUACCCCUUUAAUAUUCAACAACUAGCAAUGCUCUAAGAGUACUCAAAUGGCCUUCUUAACUAGUAGUAGGGUAUUAUUAUGGGAGAAACUCCAAACAUCUUCUUUG